AUGACUAAGGCUCAGGAGCAAAGAUUUUCAAAGCUAUUGGGCGAGAACUUGGAUCUCUUUGCUUGGAGUCACAAAGACAUGCCACGAAUAGACCCGAACUUCAUUUGCCACAGGCUGGCACUAAAUCCUGGAAUUAAACUAGUGACUCAGACACGCCGGCGAAUGGGCGAUGAAAAGGAUAAGGCAAUCCAACAAGAGGUGAACAAAUUACUGGCGGCAGAUUUCAUCCGAGAAAUUAAGUAUCCUACUUGGCUAGCGAAUGUAGUAAUGGUAAAGAAGGCGAACGGAAAAUGGCGGAUGUGUGUCGACUACACAGACCUGAAUAAGGCGUGUCCGAAAGAUUCUUACCCAUUACCGAGCAUAGACAAGCUAGUGGAUGGAGCUUCAGGAAAUGAGUUGUUGAGUCUGAUGGAUGCCUAUUCAGGAUAUCACCAAAUCAAGAUGCACCCGUCGGAUGAAGACAAAACGGCCUUCAUCACCGCUAGGGUAAACUACUGUUAUCAAACUAUGCCCUUUGGGCGGAAGAAUGCGAGGGCGACGUAUCAACGGUUGAUGGACGGGGUAUUUGAAGGCCAAGUGGGGAGGAACGUGGAAGUAUAUGUCGAUGAUAUGAUCAUGAAAUCAGUUUUAGGAUCAAGCCAUCAUGAGGAUUUGACGGAAGAUUUUGGUAUGCUCCGAAAGCAUAAUAUGAGGCUCAAUCCGGAGAAGUGUUCUUUCGGUAUACAGGGCGGGAAGUUUUUAGGCUUCAUGAUUACGUCCAGAGGGAUUGAGAAAAAUCCAGAUAAGUGUAAAGCAAUCCAAGAAAUGAAAAUCCCCAGUAGUGUAAAAGAAGUGCAGCGCCAGACAGGACGAAUCGAAACCCUAUCCAGCUCUGUAAUUCUUCAGGAGGUAAAUGGAGAACAAAAAAUAAUUUACUUCGUAAGCCAUACACUCCAAGGGGCGGAAAUUAGGUAUCAGAAGAUAGAGAAGGCUGCGCUCACCGUCCUCAUUACUGCCCGACGCCUAAGACCCUACUUUCAAAGCUUUCAGGUAAAAAUAAGAACUGACCUUGCUUUGAGACAGCUGUUGCAGAAGCCAGAUUUGUCCGAAAGACUUGUCGCUUGGUCGGUUGAAUUGUCAGAAUAUGGUUUACAAUACGAUAAAAGGGGGAAGGUCGGUGCGCAGACUUUGGCUGAUUUUGUGGUAGAAUUGACGCCGGAAGGCGGUGAGAAGGUAAGCACGCAAUGGAUAUUGUUCGUCGACGGGUCAUCAAAUGACAAUGGAAGUGGAGCAGGGGUCACACUACAAGGGCCUGGGGAGUUGGUAUUGGGGCAGUCCCUCAGAUUCCAGUUCAAAGCCAGCAACAACCAGGAAGAGUAUAAGGCUCUGAUCACCGGGCUGAAGCUAGCAACUGAGGUGAAAGAGUCGGCCUUGAUGAAAUAUCUAGAGCGCGUGCGACUGCUAAUGGGUCGACUACAGGAGGUGAUAGUUGAGUACGUGCCAAGGGCGCAGAACCAAAGGGCGGACGCCUUGGCAAGUUUAGCCAGCACUCGAAAGCUUGGGAACAACCGGAGCGUGAUCCAGGAGACGCUCGCUAAUCCUAGCAUUGAAGGAGAGAGACAAGAUCCUCCUAAGUUCACUGGUGGAACUGAUCCUGAUAAAGCGGAUCUUUGGAUUCAAGAGAUUGAGAAGAUUUUCGGUGUACUGCAGACUGCUGAAGGUGCCAAGGUUGGCAUGGCAACUUAUUUGCUACUUGGUGAUGCUGAUGCUCGGGACGAGCGGGAGGCACAUUUUCUGACACUCCGACAAGGGAGCAUGUCUGUACCUGAAUUUGCUUCUAAAUUGGAGUCUCUGGCCAAACACUUCCAAUUUUUCACCGACCAUGUCGAUGAGCGCUACAUGUGUAAGCGUUUCGUCAAUGGACUAAGGCCAGAUAUCGAGGAUUCUCCAGGGCAUUUGGCCGUCGAUUGUAGAGCACCCAAGGUGGAGCCAACUAUUAAUGCUGUGAAAGGAAAGCGUUCAGCUACAAGGGGGAGAGUUUACCUCAUGAACGGUGAAGGAGCUGAGGGGUUAGCUGGGGGUGAGCGCAAGAACGAAGGUAACCUUUUAAAUAAUCCUUCUGAUUUCUAG
Messenger RNA from Lotus japonicus, 2109 nucleotides. RefSeq lists its product as uncharacterized. The transcript has 6 exons. Gene Ontology annotation, molecular function: nucleic acid binding. Lineage: Eukaryota; Viridiplantae; Streptophyta; Magnoliopsida; Fabales; Fabaceae. The coding region runs from base 1 to 2109 and encodes 702 amino acids. The record is from RefSeq and is a predicted model, not a curated record.